This is a messenger RNA of Aspergillus homomorphus CBS 101889, 1095 nucleotides long. Its product is annotated as zinc-dependent alcohol dehydrogenase. Gene Ontology annotation, molecular function: oxidoreductase activity. Bases 1 to 1095 code for a protein of 364 amino acids. The transcript has 3 exons. The record is from RefSeq and is a predicted model, not a curated record. NCBI's taxonomy places the organism in Eukaryota, Fungi, Ascomycota, Eurotiomycetes, Eurotiales, Aspergillaceae.
AUGACCAUCCGGACCAACCCGAUCCCAAAGCAACAACGCGCUGCGGUUCGCAGCGGGUCAGGCGAGACAGCCACUACCAGCAUUGAGACCGUCCCUGUGGAACUCCCGGGACCAGGGCAAAUCUUGGUCCGGAUUACCUGGACCGGAGUUUGUGGUUCCGACAAGUCUCUCCUUCAAGAUGAAUGGCAGGGUUUCGGUGUCGCAAUGAAAUCUCAGGCCAACGGGAUCGCAGGCCAUGAGGGUGUUGGCGCUGUCGUGGCGAUUGGCGAAGGGAUGGAGAGUCGUUGGAACAUCGGAGACCGCGCUGGGAUCAAGUGGAUCGCGAAGACGUGCGGCGAGUGCGAGUUCUGCUUGAGCGGGGUGGAUGAAGUAAACUGCAUCAGACAGAUCAACAGCGGCUUUACUACCCCAGGGACCUUCCAGGAAUACUGCCUUACGGAUGGACGAUAUGCCUCCAAGAUCCCAGACGGGGUUUCGGACGAAGAGGCGGGACCUAUCAUGUGCGGAGGAGUGACUGCCUAUGUUGCCUGCAAACGUUCCAACGUCAAGGCUGGCCAGUGGAUUGUACUCCCCGGAGCUGGUGGUGGCCUGGGCCAUCUGGCGAUCCAAUAUGCACGGGCGAUGGGUAUGAGAGUUAUCGCCAUCGAUGGAGGGGAUGACAAACGAGAGCUGUGUCAUAAACUCGGGGCUGAGGUGUACAUUGACUUCCUCACGACAACAGAUAUCACUGCUGAGAUCAGAAAGAUCACGACGUAUGGAGCGCAUGGGGUGAUUGUGACGGCAGCGACUAGGGCCGUUUAUACGGCGGCACCCACAUACCUCCGUCCGAGUGGCACGCUGGUGGCUGUCGGUCUGCCAGCAGAUCCAACUGUUCUGGCGGGAGCUCCUCCCAUGCUGUUGUCUCUUAAACGACUGAACAUUGUUGGUACUGUGACAGGGAAUUUGAAGGACGUCGAAGAGGCGCUGGAUUUCACCGCACGAAAUGUGGUUCACCCUGUUUUGUCUAAGGGAAAGCUUGAAGAUCUCAACUCGUGGGUCGAGAAAAUGAAGAAAGGUCAAGUGGCUGGGCGCGCGGUGCUUCAGGUCGCAAACUAG